This is a messenger RNA of Chinchilla lanigera (long-tailed chinchilla), 922 nucleotides long. RefSeq names its product coiled-coil domain containing 152 (gene Ccdc152). The record is from RefSeq and is a predicted model, not a curated record. The transcript is spliced from 9 exons. Bases 116 to 880 code for a protein of 254 amino acids. NCBI's taxonomy places the organism in Eukaryota, Metazoa, Chordata, Mammalia, Rodentia, Chinchillidae.
AGCGCGGGCGUAUUGUUCCGGGAAGCUGCCUGCUACACAGGGGACAAUAAUCGUCGGCGGACCAGACGCUGAGUGGGGCGGGAGAGACCUUGCGGAACUGGGGUGACGUUCAAGCAUGGAUCCAAGCAGUGAAGGAUGUACAAAAAAGGUCAGCAGUGUGAAUAUUGACAAACUUAUAAAGGAUUUCUUGCACUUAGAAAAGAAAAUAAUAGAAACCACUGGAAAGAAUAAUGUACUGGAGAUUCAGUUGGAAAAGACCACCUGUUUAUUAAAAGUAAUGCAAACAAAGGAAGUCUCAUUUAAAAAAGAAUGUGCUGCUCUUCAUGAUAUGAUAAAAGGGCUACAACAGACUAUUGAAUAUCAACACAAUUUGAAAGGUGAAAAUGAACAACUAAAAAGAAAUGCUGAUAUGACAAAGGAAAAGCUAAAAUCUCAAGAACAGGAAUAUAAGAAUAAUAUCACCAAACUUGCACAUGAAAUGAAAAUCAAAGAGGACGAACAUAUGAUAGAAAUAAGCAGACUUUAUCAAGAUAUGCAGAAAAAAGUUGAGUUAAAUGAAGAAAAGCACAAAGAUCUAAUAAAGAAAAAGGAGAUGGAAAUUUCAGAAUUAAACGCAAAGUUAGUAACUCAAGAAAAGGAAAAGCAAAAUGAAAUAAUCAAACUACAGCUGGAGUUCGAUGCCAAACUAGCAAGACUUCAGACUAAAUCAAAAGCUUAUCCAGAUGCUACUAUUUCCCCACAAAGUAUCUACAGAAGGAAGCUUCAACAUCUUCGAGAAGAAAAAGACAAGGAAAUUGCACUUCUUCGUAAUACCAUUCAUGAUUUGGAGCAGCGCCUUUCUAUUGGCAAAGAUUCUCACCUUAAGCGUAGACGAUUUUGAAUAUAACAAUAAAUUCAUUAAUUAGUAUUUACUUUUUAAAAA